CUGUCUCUGUAAACAGAAAACACGUUUAACGGACCACUGGUUGCUUAAUAUCUGUUUAUUCAGAUAUUUUUUAUUUAUAAAGUUAGCCAACAACAACCCUUGAUAAAAAAGUUUCUAUGGAUUCUUACAGCAGUUUCUACAAUGCUAGUUGAGUAGGCUGUAAAAUAAGUAUCUGUACAUUCUCCAGAUAUGUGCAUCUUUUUGUAUUUAUUCUUUCCGAAAUUAUUUUUAUUAGUUAUUUUUUAAGGGAAAAUGCUUGUAUGUAUGGAAGCAGGGAAACUUUGUCCUACAUCCAGCUGGUUUCAUAUUCUGAAUUUGUAAUAUUUUGAACUCGCUGUCCCAGAUGUGUUGUCUUACGGAGAAAAAAAGAGUUGUUUAUUGUAUUUUUGUUCAAUAAAAGUAAAAAACCAUUUUAAAAAAAAAAUGGAAACUUUGUUGCCUGUUCAUCAGACUGUGGCGCUCUUGCAGUAGUAUUCAUGUGGCGGAAAAGGCUGACAGGGAUUCCUGGGAGGUCUCCAGGCAACAAGAACCUGACGCAACCUCCCCGCCCCUCCUCCUCCUCAUCCUCCUCCUCCUCCUCCUCCACCUCCACCAGUUGCAGCCUUCUGCUCAAAACAAGCAGACCGUGGAGCAGCACGGGAAGAUGAGACUGUGGUCCAAGAGCUGGAGAGAUUGAAGUCUGGGAAACAACUUCCAAGCAGAUUGAUGAUGGACGACCUCUCACCUCCUCACAUCACUGUGGUGGUCUCUGAAAGUGCUGAAUGUGAAGAGGAGGAAAUGUCAAAAGAUGACCAUCUCAUGACCCUGAAGGCCUUGACAGAGAAACUCAGACUGGAGACCAGGAGGCCUUCUUAUCUGGAGUGGAAAGCAAGGCUGGAGGCAGAGGGCUUCAGAAAGACGGGGACUGGAAAAGGCCAGAUUCGACGGGAGGCCGACGGGAACCUAGCGGCACCUAAGGAGGGCGCGGUGAUCUCUGACGUGUCUCAGCGGCGAAAGCUGUCGUCUGGUGUGCUGAAAGGAUUCGGGAACAUUGACGACGCUCUCAGUUGGCUCAGGAAGGAACUGACUGACAUGCGCUUGCAGGACCAGCAGCUGGCGAGGCAGCUCAUGCGGCUCCGGAGCGACAUCAACAAGCUGAAGAUCGAGCAGACGUGUCACCUGCACCGGAGGAUGCUCAACGACGCCACCUUUGGCCUGGAGGAGCGCGACGAGCUGUCGGACCUGCUGUGCGAGUGUCCAGUGACCCCGGGCCUCGGCCUCUCGGCCCCGCUGAGACUCAUCGGCGUCACAAAGAUGAACAUUCACUCUCGCCGCUUCUCGCUCUGCUAGUGGCUCUCGGGUCUCGAUAGUGUGACACUCACUCACUUCGCGUUGUUGUGAGGCCAGUGUCGUUAGCCAGUUAUAAUCCUUGACUUCAUUAAGUACAAAUGGGUUGAUGCCUCUGCCGGUUUACAGCAACCUCUCGUUUUAGACCUUUAGACCAGGACUAUUCCACUUCCCACACCUCAAAGUGUGUAAAAAACGUACACAGUAUUAGCUGUAACUAUUUUAAAUAAAAAAAUUAACAUCUCAGGUGCAUAAAGUGCAUGAAAUCAAAAAGGUGCAUUUGUUUCUCUUUGGAAAAAAAAGAGAAAAAUACAUCAUAUUCCACCCACAAACAUCUCAAAGUGUCUUUAACAGAAUACAAAAGAACCAACACUGCUAUCAAACCUAUCAGACUACUGUAGGAAUUGAUGUAGGACCUUUUGAAGGACAGUGAAUAGUGUUUCUCUACUUAUUUCUUCAGUCAUUU
Solea solea (common sole) is the source of this 1792-nucleotide messenger RNA. RefSeq names its product family with sequence similarity 167 member Ab (gene fam167ab). Bases 706 to 1329 code for a protein of 207 amino acids. NCBI's taxonomy places the organism in Eukaryota, Metazoa, Chordata, Actinopteri, Pleuronectiformes, Soleidae. The transcript has 3 exons. The record is from RefSeq and is a predicted model, not a curated record.